AUGGACAGAGUGAUGAAUAUAGUUUUGUUUUCAAAAAGAAGAGUAGAUGGUUUAAAAGAAGAGCAAGGAUUUGAUGGACGAAUUGUGUUGUACCCCAGCAACCAAAAUUUAAAGGACUACCUCAGCUGGAGACAAGCAGAUUGCCAUAUUAAUAACCUUUAUAAUACAGUGUUUUGGAUGCUUGUACAGCGAAGUGGUUUGACACCAGUGCAAGCACAGGAUAGACUUCAGGGAACUUUGGCUGGAGAUAAGAAUGAGAUCUUGUUUUCUGAAUUCAACAUCAACUACAACAAUGAACCUUUGAUGUAUAGAAAAGGAACUGUCUUAAUAUGGCAGAAGAUUAAUGAAGUCAUGACUAAGAAAAUAAAACUGCCAGAGGAAACAGAAGAAAAGGAAGUAGAAGUGACUCGGACUAGGACUAAAGUUGUUCCCCUGCACUGUGACAUUAUUGGUGACCAGUUCUGGGAGGAGUAUCCUGAGAUUCUGGCUGAGGAUAGUUGAUACCUCUGAUGAGUAUAACUGGUAGUUCACAUUCUGCUUGGGUUGUUGGCAAGUGAGGACCAUGAAUGGUGGCUAGCAGAAUUUAACCUCUGACCUUCUUCAACAGCUACAUCGGUUUUAGCACUGUUGUUGCCUGAAAAACAGUCACUGGUAUGUUGUCUGACAUACAAGGAUAUACCCAUAUGGAAAACCUAAAAUCAUAUUUUAUUUUGAAUGUUAAGAACUUCUCAUAAAUUAACUCUUCCUUCCUUGUACAUGCAUAUUUGUAGGAAAAGUGUCUAGAAAUUUCAUGCAUUUCUGUAUCGUUUAAACCAUGAGGUAUUUUACUGAAUGGCUGAACUAUAUAAAAGCUUGCAUAUUUGAACAGUUAAAAGCAGAGGAGAAAAUAAUUGUUUAGAUUUUUGUUUCAAUUGAGAUGGACCAGAAUACUUCAGUUGGCACUUAUUAUUAAAUUUCAAGGCCACUGUGAUUAGACUCUGAUUUUCACAGAAAAAAACUGGAGUAGCCCAGCAGAUUCCAUGACUGAUUUUUUAAAAAAAACUUUUGUCAAAUGUACAGGAUUUUUAUACUUUUUAAAAGUUAAAAAAAAACCCAACAACCUCUGCUGUGUUUAUUACUUCGCCUUUCUCAUUCCUGGGACUUCAAUGUUUGGAAGUUUCACCAAUUAGUAGUAGAAGUUAAUAAAGAUACUGUACAGACUUGAAUCCUGUUAGGACAGGUGGACAUUGUGAUCUGUCCCACUGUGUAGUAGAGUGAAAGGCAAAGAGGGUGCUAACAAGAACUUGUGUUGCUGUUCUCUGAUUGCUGGGGAUGACACAGACUUAGCAGUCCUGACAACACAUGUUCAAGGGAAGGAGGGGAGUGUGUUGCCUGGUCUGUCAUGGUUUAAACCCAGCCAGCAGCCAAACACCACGCUCCCUGCUCCCAGGGAAUGGGGGAGGGAAUUGCAGGGGGUAAAGGUAAGGAGCCUUGUAGGUUGGGAUAAAAACAAUUUAGUAAUUGAAGUAAUUAAAAUAAUAAUAAUAGUAAUAAUAGAAAUUACAAACAAAUGAUGCACAAUACAGUUACCCAGCCUGUUCCCAGCUAGCGAUCCUAGAGAAGAGAGAAUCCUGAAAUCACAGUCCUGGAAGUGAGAGCGAGCUUCCCAAUCAACCCUCACCUAUAUACUGAGUGUGAUGUUGUAUGAUAUGGAAUAAUGCAUCAGCCAGUUUGGGUCCAUUGCUCUGCCUGUGCCCCCUCCCAGCUUCUUGUGCACCUGCAGACUAGCAGGACAGGGGAAGCUGAAAAGUCCUUGAUUUCUUA
This is a messenger RNA of Athene cunicularia (burrowing owl), 1803 nucleotides long. It is a transcript of the gene THG1L, whose product is annotated as tRNA-histidine guanylyltransferase 1 like. Gene Ontology annotation, biological process: tRNA modification. Bases 1 to 501 code for a protein of 166 amino acids. The transcript has 5 exons. Gene Ontology annotation, molecular function: magnesium ion binding; tRNA guanylyltransferase activity. The record is from RefSeq and is a predicted model, not a curated record. Lineage: Eukaryota; Metazoa; Chordata; Aves; Strigiformes; Strigidae.